AGAGCAGGCCCGGUUGAAGGCCGACGUGGUGGAGGAGGACACCGAGGAGUGGCAGAAAGAUCCCGGUUUUGCAGGCCUGGAGCGAGUGGGAGGCGUGGACUUGUCCUACAUCAAAGGCGAUGACACCAAGGCCUGCGCUUCCCUGGUCGUCCUCAGCUACCCCGCUCUGGAGGUGCUCUACGAGGACUGCCGGAUGGUGGCUGUGAGCACCCCAUACGUGGCAGGAUUCCUGGCCUUCCGAGAGGUCCCUUUCCUGGUGGAAGCUGUGCAGAGACUUCAGGAUCCCAAGCUCAAACCUCAGGUGCUUCUUGUAGACGGGAAUGGCCUGCUCCAUCCCAGAGGAUUUGGUGUGGCCUGUCACCUGGGAGUCCUGACGGAUCUACCGUGCAUCGGGGUGGCCAAGAACCUCCUGCACGUGGAUGGCUUGGUCAGGGAUAAGCUGCACAGAGAGCAGGUUCACUCCCUGCAGAAGGAGGGAGAUGGUUUCCCCCUGACGGGCACAUCGGGGACAGUCCUGGGCAUGGUCCUGCGGAGCUACAACAACAGCUCUAAGCCGCUUUACGUCUCUGUGGGCCACAGGGUGUGCCUGGAGACAGCCGUGCGUCUGGUCAAGUCCUGCUGCAGGUACCGGAUCCCGGAGCCCGUCCGCCAGGCUGAUAUCCGAUCGAGGGAGUAUAUUCGGAAGCAGCUUGGGCAGGUACUGGUGGGCCCUGCCCGCAGAGCUGCUGGGGGCAGCAAGGGGUCUCGGGUCUCCAAGCCCACUCUGCUCUGA
Messenger RNA from Mesitornis unicolor (brown roatelo), 772 nucleotides. It is a transcript of the gene ENDOV, whose product is annotated as endonuclease V. Gene Ontology annotation, molecular function: RNA endonuclease activity producing 5'-phosphomonoesters, hydrolytic mechanism; single-stranded RNA binding. Gene Ontology annotation, biological process: DNA repair. The transcript is spliced from 8 exons. Lineage: Eukaryota; Metazoa; Chordata; Aves; Mesitornithiformes; Mesitornithidae. The record is from RefSeq and is a predicted model, not a curated record. Gene Ontology annotation, cellular component: nucleolus; cytoplasm. The annotation marks the transcript as partial.